Mollisia scopiformis is the source of this 2540-nucleotide messenger RNA. Its product is annotated as HET-domain-containing protein. The record is from RefSeq and is a predicted model, not a curated record. Bases 47 to 2125 code for a protein of 692 amino acids. Lineage: Eukaryota; Fungi; Ascomycota; Leotiomycetes; Helotiales; Mollisiaceae. The transcript is spliced from 2 exons.
UUUUGCACAAAGCGCUCCAAUAUGACCCCACAGUCGAUAGAUUAUCAUGGUGUGGACUCUCUAUGUCAGGUAUGCCAGAAAAUAUCAUUGGAUGAGCUUGAUUCCGCACAAGGCUUUCGUCACCACCAAGUCGGCGCACUUCAGAACGAGGCUAAAAAUCCUAAUGGUUACCCUCUGCAAAAAUCUCUACAGCAUCUUAGCCCAAAAUUACAAUUACCAAAUUCCUACCCUCGAAGGAUUUGAUCCUAGCCCAGAAUGGGACGGGAAACAAUUGAGGCUCUUUUUAGAACCCAAUGGAAUUUUGCAGAAGCUGGCACAGGGGACAAAUGAUCUUAUGAGAAGUAUCGUUGUUAGACUUGGGACAGUUGAUGAUUGCGCUUUGGACGGGUAUACAAGGAAGCCGGAAUAUUUAAUUUUUCUCCGUAUCUGCACUUUCAAUGAUGACCCUGCAUCAAAGUUCUUCGGCCACAGACAGCCUUGGAAAUCAGCCAGCAGCGAUGUUGCUUUUGCCCUCAUCAAGGAAUGGCUACGAGACUGUGACUCAAACCAUACACUUUGCAAGACCCCAGCGAGGGAUUUCUUCCCUAGAAGACUGAUUGAUGUUGGUCCUAUCGAUGGAUCUGCUGAGCCCUUUCUGAUUGAGCUGGACAACGGUGCGCUGGCUUCGUCACCAAAUCGAGCUUCAGAGUCUGCACUCGAAUACUUUGCAUUAAGCUAUUGUUGGGGAUCAUCUCAACAACUGGUUACGACUCCUUCGAACAUAGCACGAUAUAAAACCUCAUUGCCGCUAAGCCAAUUUCCUGCAACAAUCAAAGACGCAGUCACCGUGACGCGCCAAUUGGGUGUCCGCUAUCUUUGGGUUGAUGCUUUAUGUAUUCUCCAAGGUUCGAGUCUCGAGGCUCAACAGGAUUGGCGAAGGGAAUCCUCUCGAAUGUCCAGUAUUUAUGGCAGUGCGUCACUGGUCAUAGCAGCAGCGUCGGCUUCUGAUGUAUCUCAGGGGUUUCUUGCAGACCGAAGAUCCUAUGAUGCACACACCGCACCACUCAAAUUGCCUUUCAAAUCAAGUAUACUUCCUGAUGAUUCGGGGUCUUUUUUCAUUCAUCCAUUUCUAGAAGAACCAGCAGGCUUUGGGUACUGGAGUCCCUUUCCCAACGACCCACUAUCAAGACGUGGGUGGGCUCUUCAGGAAAGACUUCUAUCUACCCGCUUGCUCACGUAUAAAGCUGACGAUAUAACCUGGGAAUGCCAGACCUGUCGAAGGAGGGAGAAAGUUGCCGAACAAGUUGAUUAUUGCAAAGCACCAAAUGGGUCUGAUGAAAGAUUCUGGAGACUUUCUAAAAUUAGAGCGAUCACUUCCCUCGAGUGGUGUGAUAUCGUGCGAGACUAUUCGUCUAGAUCUAUAACUGUCGCGAGCGACAAGCUGCCUGCAGUCUCUGGUUUGGCGAGAUUGUGUAGCAAAACAACCAGCGAUGAAUAUGUUGCCGGGUUGUGGAAAUCAGAUUUACUUGCCAGUCUUCUCUGGUACACUAUAACAUGGAGUGGAAGCCAAUUCUCGGCAUCCAGCGUCUAUCGUGCGCCAUCCUGGUCAUGGGCAUCUCUUGAUGCCGAAGUUAAUAUGCGACCCACAAGAAAACCUGCUGCAAAUAAAGUCAAGCUCAGCGACCAAACAUCGAAAGGUGAUUUGACCGAGAUACUAGAGUGUGUGGCAGUCCCAAGUGGUGAAAGCGAAUUUGGGGGUAUCAAAGAUGGCUGGAUCUUGGCUAGAGGUCCACUCAGACAAGUUCGUCUAUCAUUGACUCCCGCGUCUGAUCACGGGAGACCGUAUUCAGAGUUCAGCUUGACAGAUAUGGCAACUAAGGAAUGGGCAAAGGAUCCCAAAAUCGAUCUGAUGCAUAAGGAGAGUGCCUCGAGCAGUAAUGUUUCAGAACUGUCAAAAGAUCUGUGGUGCUUAGCUCUCACAAAUUUGCACGACGACGAGGGGGAGCGAGGACUCCUCUUGACGCAUGCUCGGGAUGGCUCUUCAGACUACAAAAGAGUUGGCGUUUUUACCAAUCGACGUCGUCACGGGGAUGACCUUAAUUUCAAGGUCGGACAGUGGGAGAGACAGACAAUCAAGAUCAUUUGAUACUGUUCUCUUUCAAAGCCUCGAAAGUGUGAGGCAUCGAUUUCCUGUCCCUGAUACCAUUUCGCUGGUAGAGACCGUCUGCCGUGGACCACAUUUACAGCAAUCGACCAAGAUCUGUACUUCAAUGCGGUAAUGAUUAUCGGGCCUGUGUUGCGAAAGGCGUGGAAAACAGUGAUGAUGUAUCUCAAGUUGAGCAUGUGGUCGUUGAAAUGAAGUAGGGGUUGACGCUGGUUCUUUGUGUCAACUGAGAUAUAUCGUUCGCAGUUUGUACGGCUACAAGACCGCCCUACGAAAGUUGUUUCAUUAUAUCAAGUCGAUCAGCGAUAUAUCAGCAGCUCGUGCCAUUUGAACUGCCACUUGUCAAGGACUUCAGGGUGGUUGUGUCAGAUGCCAUGCCUUCCGUAUACCAGUACCA